AUGUUUUAUUAUGGACAGAACAAUCAAAGCAAUCUUUUGCUGCCGAACAACACAAACAGCGUAAAGUACGAGCGGUAUAUCGUUUACAGUGUCAUCCUGCUAUUUGUCGCAGCAGCUUUGGUCAUUUCGUGCUACUUUCUCUACAAGUCGCUUCCUGUCCGCGAAGAGCCCAAUGAUCAAGGAACCAUUUUUGGUAACAAUUAUGUCUCGCACACUAUCCCAAAUCUGGGCAAUGGACACAUGCUCAUUGACCGCAACAACUGGGGAGCACAGCAAGGAGUGCAGGGGAAGUACGAACUGGUUCCCCCGAUUCCCUACGUUUUGAUCACACACAUCGGAGUGCACUCGCGGCAGUGCAUGAAUGUGCACACUUGCUCCAUCCAGAUGAGAACCCUCCAAGAUGCCGCUAUCGCCGAAAAGAACCUUCAAGACAUACAAAGUAAUUUUUACCUUGGUGGAGACGGCAAUGUCUACGUUGGACGUGGCUGGAAUAGGGCGAAUGCGUACUCCAUGCGUACUCUGGCGAUUUGCUUCAUGGGCGAUUAUGGCCGCUACGAGCCAAACGAAGAUCAGUUUUCAGCUCUAGAACAUCUUCUUACAUAUGGAGAAACGCACGGUCUAUUGACACAAGACUUUCGGCUAGUUGCUCAUAGUCAGACACGGUUCACUCGCAGUCCAGGCAUUAAACUGUACGAAAAAAUAAUCAAACUUCCACGAUGGAAUCCUUGUGGAACCCCAGGAUAUGAACACUGCGGCCUAGAGAUCGGUUUGCCAAAGGUUUGGGACCUAGAGUAUGGUAAACCAGAGGUUUCCUUUACCAGCAAUGGUACGGUCGAGGCAACGUCAACGGUUGGUUAUAGCAACGUGAAUAUGUUUCCGAAGACUUCAUUUGAUAGUGAGGCGACAGAAUAG
Anopheles bellator is the source of this 912-nucleotide messenger RNA. RefSeq names its product peptidoglycan-recognition protein LA-like. The transcript has 6 exons. Gene Ontology annotation, biological process: peptidoglycan catabolic process. Gene Ontology annotation, molecular function: N-acetylmuramoyl-L-alanine amidase activity; zinc ion binding. NCBI's taxonomy places the organism in Eukaryota, Metazoa, Arthropoda, Insecta, Diptera, Culicidae. The record is from RefSeq and is a predicted model, not a curated record. The coding region runs from base 1 to 912 and encodes 303 amino acids.